GCCCUAAAGCAAUUUGAAGUCAAGCAGCUCUUAGAAACCAUCAGUCAGCGACAGGAGAUCAGUCUGUCUAUCUGAGCUGCAGGUAUGCUUGGCCAAAUACUGGGACUUCUUUAUGCAGGGAUACAGGUUCUUCUGCCCUGCCUUCCUCCGACUCCUCUGUCCAGCCAAAGCCUCCUAACACAUGACAAGUACUUAGGAGACUGGUAUUUUGUUGGAGUAGCUGCAUUCGAUAAGGAGUCCAUUGCAGCGUAUAUGGGAAUAGACAACUCUGUUGCUAAACUGCACAAGGCCUCAGAUAGCUCUUUGUUGAUGACAGCAGCCUUGCACCAAGGAGAUGAGUGUAAGGUCCUCUCCUGGACUUACAAAGUUAGUCCAGCCUCGGAUCCCAUCAUGAAGGAGGGGGAGCAACUUGGAGUAGCAUUUGAUGGCAAAUGGGUAAACUGUGACUCAUGUCUGCUGCUGAUGAAGAUUGAUCUGGAGAAAGGCCGUUUCAGAAUCAUGUUAUUUGCACGUUCUCAGGAAUCACGAGAAGAGCUGUUGAAAUCGUUUAAGUCAAAAAUGGAAUGUUUAGAGAUUGAUGAGUUCAUGAUUUCACCUCAGGAAAAAGAGUUCUGCAAGCUGGACGCAGCAGCCUGAACAGCAAUGAAAAGAGACCAGGACAGUUUGAGGUCAUGAACUUCAAUGUGGAUUAAUCAGUGAAGAUCCUGAGCUGAAGCUCCUGAGCUGUUGUCUACACCCUGCUGUCGUAACUGUUCGGUCUUUUCAGAUGCACAUUCAGUACAUCAACAAAAUAAAGUGAUUUUUUGGUGCAGCCCAGUGAA
Messenger RNA from Pygocentrus nattereri (red-bellied piranha), 821 nucleotides. It is a transcript of the gene apom, whose product is annotated as apolipoprotein M. Lineage: Eukaryota; Metazoa; Chordata; Actinopteri; Characiformes; Serrasalmidae. Gene Ontology annotation, biological process: high-density lipoprotein particle assembly; high-density lipoprotein particle clearance; cholesterol efflux. The record is from RefSeq and is a predicted model, not a curated record. The coding region runs from base 85 to 636 and encodes 183 amino acids. Gene Ontology annotation, molecular function: lipid carrier activity; phospholipid binding. The transcript has 7 exons. Gene Ontology annotation, cellular component: low-density lipoprotein particle; very-low-density lipoprotein particle; high-density lipoprotein particle.